AUGGCCGACGAUCAAGACACCUCGCGCCCGGCAGUGGUUCUAGCCCCCGCUGAUCCGGCCAAGAUCUUCCGCCCGGACCUUUUCAAAGGCAAAGUGCUCUUCUGCACCGGCGGCGGAUCCGGGAUCUGCUACGAGAUCACCAAGAGCAUCAUGGCGCUCGGCGCCGAUGCUGCCAUCCUCGGGCGAAAAGCCGACCGACUCGCGCGCGCCUCCAAGGAACUCUCUGCCGCCACGGGCUCGCGCUGCCUCGACUGCCCCGCCGACGUGCGCGACCCCGAGCAACUCAAAGCGGCGGCGCGCAAGACGAUCGAGACGUUUGGGCGCAUCGACUUUGUCAUCGCCGGAAGCGCGGCCAACUGGCUGGCGGGCAUCGAGCAGAACAACGAAAAGGGCUUCAAGACGGUUAUCGACAUUGACCUGAUCGGGUCGUACAACACGGUCAAAGCGACGCUCGAGGAAGUGACGAAGAACAAGGGCAGUUACAUCUUUAUUUCGGCAACGCUGCACUACUUCGGCCUGCCGUGGCAGUCGCAUUCGAGUGCAGCCAAGGCGGGUGUCGACGCGCUCAGCAGAGUUCUCGCCGUCGAGAUGGGCCCCGUGGGCGUCAGGAGCAACGUCAUCGCCCCCGGACCCAUCGGCGAUACGGAGGGUAUGGACAGACUCGCACCCAAGGGCGCGGGCGACGCCGUCGCCGAGGGCAUACCCAUGCAGAGGAUGGGCAAGAAGAGCGACAUCGCCGCCGCUGCCGUGUUCCUCUUCAGCGACGCUGCAACCUAUGUCACCGGUACGCAGAUGGUCGUCGACGGCGGAACGUGGCAUGUGCAAGGGCCUAUGCUGCCGUACCCGACCACGAGCCUGGAUCCGAAGAGCUUGAGUUCGAUUGUUGCUGGGUCUCGUCUCUGA
Molecule: messenger RNA, 903 nt
Organism: Sporisorium graminicola
Lineage: Eukaryota; Fungi; Basidiomycota; Ustilaginomycetes; Ustilaginales; Ustilaginaceae
Exons: 1
Coding region: 1-903 (300 amino acids)
Biological process (GO): fatty acid catabolic process
Molecular function (GO): 2,4-dienoyl-CoA reductase (NADPH) activity
Source: RefSeq, a predicted model, not a curated record